Molecule: messenger RNA, 4050 nt
Organism: Oncorhynchus kisutch (coho salmon)
Lineage: Eukaryota; Metazoa; Chordata; Actinopteri; Salmoniformes; Salmonidae
Product: NGFI-A-binding protein 1-like
Exons: 7
Coding region: 419-1924 (501 amino acids)
Biological process (GO): negative regulation of DNA-templated transcription
Cellular component (GO): nucleus
Molecular function (GO): transcription coregulator activity; transcription factor binding
Source: RefSeq, a predicted model, not a curated record
UGUGGUGCUUGGUAUUCCAUGCAGAAGCCUCCCACGCCCCUGUCCGCCCACGCCAGGAUUUGCGUCACGCAGGCGCGUGGGAGUGAGCACUGUAGCAACCGCGGAAUAUCCCAAUUGCAAUAGCCGAGGAGGAGGAGGGUAGCAAGCAGGCAGCUCACAUUCAUCUAGUCUAGAGACGUUCAACACAAUCUUAUUUCUAUUCAAGGAGGCGAAGGAGGGAAGGUAAACGUUGUCAAAGAACGCGAGGACUUUUUAGGCCAGAGAGCGCGCUUAUUAGGAAAUUAGAGAGCGUCUUUUGAAUCUAUCGAUUUUUGUCCAGUUUAUUCAGUUACAGUUUAUGGCAGUUCAGGCUAUACUGUAGUUGAUACAUUGAAACAACUAGAUAAAGGAAACGAACGUGGUCCAACGUUCACCAGGCAUGGCGGCGGCGUUGCCCAGAACUCUGGGGGAGCUGCAGCUCUACCGAAUCCUCCAGAGGGCCAACCUGCUGUACUACUACGAGGCCUUCAUCCAGCAGGGAGGAGAUGACGUGCAGCAGCUCUGUGAGGCCGGGGAGGAGGAGUUCCUAGAGAUUAUGGCUCUGGUGGGCAUGGCUAGCAAGCCCCUGCACGUCCGGAGGCUCCAGAAAUCCCUGCGAGACUGGGUCACCAAUCCAACGUUGUUUAAUCAGCCCCUGACAUCUGUACCGGUGUGUAGUAUACCAGUCUAUAAGUUACCCGAGGGGUCACCCACGCCAGUCGGCGCGGAGCGAGGGGGUAACAACAGCGCCCGUGGCGAGACCCAUGUCAAAGUGCCCAAAAUCAUGGCUGCGACAUGUCUGGAUCCAGGAAAGCUGGAUGUGGCCAGGGACAGAGUGUCAGGGGGGUCUCCGCUGCAGAGCGGCAGCGAGGGGCGCUUCUGGUCGGGUCACAGCAACGACAGCGAACAGAGCCUCUCUCCGUCCGACCGGGGGUCUCCGUCGUCCCCCCGCGAGGGCCUGGAGGCACUUGACGCUGCAGCUUUGCAGUCUGUCCUGGAGUGUGUGGACCGGAUGACCCCGGCCCUGGCCAAGAGCGACCCCGCGGAGGUCAAAGAGCAGCUGAAGACCAAUAAGAAACUUGCCAAGAUGAUUAGCCACAUCUUUGAUAUGAGUGAUGAUGAUCCAAGGAGAGAGGAGGAGGUCAGGAAGUAUAGCGCCAUCUACGGACGCUUUGACUCGAAGAGGAGGGACGGCAAACAACUGACGCUUCAUGAGCUGACAGUGAACGAAGCAGCAGCCCAGCUGUGUAUGAGAGACGUGGUGCUACUGACCCGUAGAGACGAGCUGUUUGGUCUGGCCAGGCAGAUCUCCAGAGAGGUCACCUACAAAUACACCUACAGGACCAGCAAGUCUCGCUGCGGCGACAGAGAUGAGCCGUCUCCUAAAAGAAUAAAAACAGAAGAGAACCUCUUUGACAUCCAGGAGGCUCUGCAGGCCAUCCACAUGAGACAGGGCAUACUGAGGGAACAGCUAGCCUGCGCCAAGUCCAAAGGAGAGGAGAUAGUUGGGAGAAACCUUCAGGUGCAGUUGGACCGUCUGUUAGCCAGACAGAUGGAGAUUCUCCAUGAUGCCGCGGUACAGGAGAGGUUACACGCUCUGGACUGGAGGAUACCUGCAGGGGCUUUGAAGUACCACAGCGAGGCUCCAGGCACCAACGGCACGUCGGUAGACAAAAGCACAGAGCACCAAGACGAGCGACCAAUGAACUUGCGGGUGGCAAGUAAGAGUGUGGCGGAGGGGGAGCUUCCCCUGGGGAAGCAGCUAGCCAAUGAGCUCAAACGUUACCAUAACAACCAUAACACAGAUGAGGCCAAAGCACCAGCAACAGAAAAUGGAUCCUCGCAUCAAGCGGCCAACCGCACUGACAGGAAGACCAUUAAAUCAGAACCAGAGGAUUCCACAUAGUGCCUCCCAUCCUUCGUCUGUUUCCCCAUCCGGUUUUAGUCUUCAGUCACUUUUUAAAGUAAGCGUCUAUCUCAGUCAAAUCAAUGGAUACUAAAGCAAGCACAGCCACAGUAGAGCCACAGUAGAGCCUUAACAAACCAACGUUGCCUCAAAAAAAACAUUUAUUUUCUUUAAUUUUGUCCUAAGGUUUUUUGCCAAAGCGUCAAGACUAGAGCAUAGAUUCAGUCACGGGGAGAACUGAACGGGGGAUGUCCUUUCACAGGAUAACUGUCAUGCUGUAUAGGUCUUUAUGUAUUUAUUGAUUGAUGUACAUGAUGUUAUUUAAGAAUGAUGGGUAGGGAUAGUAGCCUUGUACCACCAUCCUGAUCUCCUGAGCUUACAUUCUGUUUCGCUACAUGAAUUUGAAUGAAGUUAAGUGAAACAAGAGCGCAGCGGUCAGGAUGGUGGAUUAGGCUAUAUGAAAAAAAAUGGUAUUCUUUUUACCCCCAAAGCUAUUUUUGGCUUGUCGUGUUCGAUCGGUGGGUGACUGAUGUACUGUAAAGAAUACAGUAGGAUUCUGUUUUAACCAGAGGUGAAAAGAGAGAGCUAUCUGUAGAGGAGAAAUUAUAGUUUUGCUUCCUGUUAAUGUAUGUAAUGUAUGUAUUUAUGAGUGGUACUGUAAAUUAAUCUUGAGGCUGCAGAAUAUUUUGUGUAUAGAACUCCAGUUAGAGUUCAGAUCAGUGUUACGGGAUAGGUUGGCCCAGGGACGGACUGGGAACAAAGAUCAGCCCUGGCGUUUUGUUACUUUGAGGGCCCACAGUACAGUAUGUCAAUCAAAUCGAGUUUCCUUGAUAAGUCUGUCAAUCACAUGAUCCUGUACUGUAAGAACGCACAUUUGAACCUCAACACAACAUUAAUUGAGUUACCCAUUUUAUUGAGUAGGGCCCCUGGUCUGUUAUUAGGGCUGGGAAUUGCCAGGGACCUCAUGAUACGAUAUCACGAUACCUAGGUGGCGAUUCGAUAUGUAUUGUGAUUUGAUACUGUAAUUCUAUUGCAAUUCAAAGUUCCAAACACAUUGCUCACCAUGUCUGCUGCAGAGGGUCGAGAGAGCCAUGAAAAAAGGUGUUUUGAUCAGUCAUGUGAAUAAAAGUCCCAAAAGGAUGUUGGCUCACCAUUUUAAAAGAUGGAUAACAAGCUAUAUAGAAGGAAAAAUACUGGAGUUUUUGCGCAUGUACAGCUAACAAGCAUAAAAAUGGUAUUGCGUUAUUGGCCAAAAGAAUAUUGCGAUAUAUUGUCAAAAAAGAAUAUCCCGAUAUGUAACUGUACCGAUUUCUUCCCCUAUCACUAUCUGUUAUAUUGUUGCACUCCAGAAAGUUGUGUUUUAAUACAUAUGUCACUGUAGGACCGACAGGGCCAAUUCAGCCUGUAGUAUUACAAUAAUAUUUGCCUAAUCCCAAAAAGCAGGGUUUUGUCAGUGUAGUGUUGGUGUCAAUCUCUAUACAGUGUUUAUGUGUGUAGAGCAAAAACCGAAUAACUGUUGUUAGAGAAAACAAGUGAAAGUGUCUGGUAUCAUAAGAUGUUCAUGUUACACAGCCUCGUAGUCUUAGAUCCUAGCAGUGUUUCACCUGUGACCACCAAUGUAUAAUUCAAGAUGUUCAUAUGUUAGAAUUAGCUCUCAGAUGGUUGUUUAAUGUUGUGUUUCCAAAUGUGUAAAUCUGUCUUGCUCUAGAGUCUGGUCUUUUUCGGGGUCACCGCAGUCACAACAGUUUUGUAAUAACAGUCUCUCUAGCUCAAUAAGACUGCAACAAAUGCAAUACUUUUUGUAAGUGCUGUUUAAGUACUAAGUACAUACUUUCUGGGCCCACUGUCUGUUCUGUUGUUCUGUGCUAGGUGACGUCCCCUGUCUUCUGUACUGGUUUGGUUUAAUCAGUGUCAUGUAAUGUUCACAGACCAACGCAUGUCCAGCAGUGUGAUAGACAGUCAAGAUGUUGAUAGUACAUUGAUUCAUGUUCUUAUCACUGUUUAUAGUCACCGAGUUAGUCCAGGCUUGCCUACACAGUAGAUAUGCACCUGUUUUUUUUUAAACACUAAUAUAUUUUAUUUGUUAUACAGCACAUAAACAUUAUUAAACUUUAUUUUUUAUGGUG